This is a messenger RNA of Arachis ipaensis, 1126 nucleotides long. Its product is annotated as ethylene-responsive transcription factor ERF115. The record is from RefSeq and is a predicted model, not a curated record. Gene Ontology annotation, biological process: ethylene-activated signaling pathway; regulation of DNA-templated transcription. Lineage: Eukaryota; Viridiplantae; Streptophyta; Magnoliopsida; Fabales; Fabaceae. Gene Ontology annotation, molecular function: DNA binding; DNA-binding transcription factor activity.
UCACACCCUCACUUCAAUUCCUCUUAUCUCUAUCUCUCUAUCUAUCUAGUUAUGUUCUUAACACCCCAUGAUUUGAAUUAUUGAGAAACAAUAUAUAAUAGUUAUUAAUAUUAAACAAAUCAAGCAAUCAUCAUCAUCAUCAUCUAUAAUUUCAUGUAAAAUCUUCAUUCAAUCUUGUAACAUAUAAUUAUAUAUAGAUAAUAAAUUGAUUAUUAAGGUGGAUCCAAGGCAUGGAAAGAGGUCACUUUCAUUGGAAGAAGCACAAAAGGAGGAAGAAGAACAUCAUGAACACUUGUUCCCAAUUUAUUCUGAAAGAUCUCAACAAGACAUGUCGGCUAUGGUUUCUGUCCUCACACAAGUCAUGGGAGGAGGCAUCCCAAAUGACCCUUUAACCCCUUCUCAUCAAUCUACUAAUCACAAUGAUCAACAAUCUCAACCACCAUCACAAGAUCAAGGGAACAUAAGAAGAAGACAUUAUAGAGGGGUGAGACAAAGGCCAUGGGGGAAAUGGGCGGCGGAGAUUCGAGAUCCACAAAAGGCGGCUAGGGUUUGGCUUGGAACUUUUGAAACUGCCGAGGCGGCUGCACUCGCAUAUGACGAGGCAGCCCUUAGAUUCAAAGGAAGCAAAGCUAAACUCAAUUUUCCUGAAAGAGUUCAAGGAACUGGCGAAUUUGGUAAUUAUCUCACGAAUUUUCAACAAAAUAAUAGUCACCAUCAGAUUCAAUAUCAGAAUACAACAACUCAACAAAGUGUUCAAUAUCCAUCACAAGGAAUAAUGGCAAGUGACGGUGGAUUCGAUUAUAAUCAACAGAACAUGUAUUUUGUUCCGUCUCAUUAUCAACACUAUUCAUCAUCUUCUUCUUCAUCUUCCGAACCACCACAUCAACAUUAUAACCAACAACAAGAACUUAUGAGAUCAUAUUCAUUGCAAUAUGGGGGUUCUUCUUCUUCUAGUGAUCAUCAUUAUCAUCAUCAGCAAUAUCCUCCUAAGAAUUGGAAUGAUGAUGACAUGGAUGGUAGACAAUAAUAUUUUCAAGAGAAUUAUAUAUACAAGAUACAUUCAUAUGCAUGCAUGCAUUUCAAAUGUUGAUUUCUUUACUUUUUUUUUCCCAUCUUGGUUGAUGGA